AAGAGUCACCAUGGUUUACUUCAAGUAUCACAAUACUCCUGGAGAAAAGACUUUGUCACUCAUGGAAGAUGCUAAUUCGGUCGAUGGAGCGCACUUUCGUUCAUUUCCUCCUGUGAUUGGUCCUUUUGCAAACAUCAAUUCUUCUACGGAGUUCUCGGGCCCAAAAAGCUGGUACAAGGAGAGUCGUGAUGUUAAUGCAUUUGGUGGAAAAACACCUAAACCUGUACUUGUCGCUUCCCAUCAUCGUCCCUGCGAUGAGGCGUGUUCUUUCCAGACAUUAUCUACGCGUUUGUCCCGCAAGGAGACCAAAUGGAGUUCUAGUCCGAAAUUUGGAGUCGAGCCAACAUACACUUGCUAGCACCCAUAUUCUUGAUGCCGUCUAUGCUUCUAAGUAUAUCUACAAGUGUAAUUCUCCUGUCAUGCAGGCUUUUUGCGAAUCCUGGUGUCCUACGACAAAUACCUUGCACACUUCAGUUGGAGAAAUGUCAAUCAAUCUUUGGGACAUAUACGACCUUGGUGGGCUUCCCGUAACUUGCCUUUUUUAUGACGAGGUCGUCCCUUCUGCAGUUGAAUUGGAAGGCUCCGACGAUGAGCACAGUCUAUACCUCCCUUACAGUUGCAAAUAUUUGUUCAUGGCUUUGCAUUAUCUUUCUGAGAAACACAAGGUGACAACUAUAACGUUCGAGACUUGGUGUGAUUUUUGGUUUCGCGGUGCAUCAAAGUAUUUCUUGGCAUCUGGCAACAAGAAGUCUGUCCUUCCAACACUUAUGAAAGACUUCAGUUCCUUUAUUGGUCCUCGAUCGUGGAGUCAUAAGAUGUACGAAACCUUUCGCAUCCUACGGAUUCCUGAAGCGCAUCAUCGACAAACAUAUUUGGCUGCCUUUCUUUCAUGUUGGCUUUGUGCCUUUGUUUUGCCGGUGUCAGAUUUGGGUUGCAUCCGUUCUGGAUCUUUCAAACCUGCGUCAUUUCUUGCAAGUGGAAAAGAGACUUCUUUGGCGAUCCCUGUUUUGACGAGCAUCUACCACGGAUUGAGCAAAAUUUCGAAUUCUCCUACCCCAGGCAAACAUCGCGAGUCCUUCCCCGCACAAUAUGUGUAUGUCUGGACCGCUAAGUACUUUCGGAGUCAUCACAUCGUCACCUACGAUUUUGUUGGUGCUCCCCUGGUUGGAAUUCAAGGCCUUGACUCUGUCAUAAAGUCUCCAGAUGCUAAAUCGCUAGUUUCUUCGGGUAAGGAUUUCAAUUGGCUUGCUAACUCAAUUUUUGGUAAUUCAGAUGAGAAGCGUGAAGACGACAACCAUCAACCAAAGCAAUUCACAAACUUCUUCAUUAGCAUGCGAUCGUGUUUUCUGACCUUGAGGUUCGACAACAACUACGUGGUUGAGCCAUACAGUCCUCAUCGAUUCGGUCGGCAAUUCGGAUUUCACCAAGAUGUGCCAGGCGAAUUAGUAGUCCAGACACAAAACAUCACCCGAGAGCAUAUGUACUAUCUUUUUCAAUCCAGCAUUCGUCUGCAUACUAGGGCUACUUUUUUGGUCCCUUGCCGCACGUUUAAUGCCCAAUCUCGAGUCACUCCAAGCUUUACAUCAUGGUGGGAAUCGGUUAUUUCUUUAACUGUGGCUUCUGCUUCAAAAACUCCCAGCCCAACGAACACCAGGUCUAAAAAGAGAAAGGGUGACGGUCUUAAUACUCAGUCGAAAACUCAGUCGAAAGACAAAGCUGCCAAGUCUACAACUGGCUCUCAUAGGGUUAGAGUUAGGCUACCCAAAAGUUCCGCACCACCUUGUCCGUCUAAAGAAACGUCUUCCAAGAGUGCUAAGGAUAAGAGCGACAGACUAGCUAGCAAAGUUGUCCGUGACGGGCCUUCUCAUGACGAGCAUGCGGGUGAGAAGACAGUGUUCGAUGAUAUUUACGUCGACGGAUCUGAAUCAGAGCUAUCUCCCGAAGAGAUGGAGACUCUUCAAAGUGACGCGAACAUAGAAGAAGAGCUUAAUGCGUGCGGGAAUACAUUUGCCUCAUUUCCCGGACAAGAUUUAAUGGAUGAUGCUAUUAUUGACCCCAAAUCUCCGGCGGCAACCACAAGUGUUCGGGAAAUGAUAAAUCCAAGGAAUAAUUUCACUUAUUCCAAGGAAAUCAGCUUUAAAAAAUUGUGGAUUUCCUUGGCAGAAGUAAAAUUUUCCUUGGAUUUAUCACUUCCCCAAGUGUUCCUAUUACUUCGAGCGAGUCUACUUCUUUUAAUGCUCAAGACAUGAUCGCUAUGGUAGACCGACAAGCUGCGAGCUUCAUGAUCAAUUCAAUAAAAGAAAAGUUGCUGAACUCUCCCUUAGCCAAAGUUCACGAACUAACUCAAGAGUUUGAACAUAUUUUCUCCUACAUCAGAGAGAAGAAGAUUGACAUUUCUACCACCGAAGCUUUUAUCAAGGGCUACAUUGGAUGCGGUUCUCAGCUUCACAACGUACAACUAGGGAAAAGAGGAAAUACCACCCUUAGCGACCUGGAACAACAAUCUUCGGAGAUAGAGUCGAGCAUGAAGGAAGAUGCAAUUACUGAGCAUAAAAAGGAGGAGCAGAUGAAAUAUCUUCAAAGGGAGAUAGAUCAACUUCAGCAAGUACGGGCAGAAUAUAGAAAGAAGCUCGACGAGGUGGCAGAACAAGAGGAUAAACUUUUACUCCUUAUUACAAACUCAGAAGAGCAGUUCCAAGAGUUCCUUAUACAGAAGAAUGAGCGAGAAAAAUCACUCGCUAUCGUUAAGGAAAAUAUUGUCGUUGCCAGAGAGGUGGAAGCAAGGCUAGCGGAAGCUGAAAAACAAUUUGGGAUUGCUCGUGAUGCUUUGCAAACUUUCAAAUUUGAGUUGUAGUUCCUUUCCUUUUUGUUGCACUUGUUCUUUUCUUUCUAGAGACCGCUUUUGAUGUACUUGAUAAAAUAAAUAAAGACCAUCCAUUUUCAUCAAA
Spinacia oleracea (spinach) is the source of this 2948-nucleotide messenger RNA. RefSeq lists its product as uncharacterized. Bases 189 to 2249 code for a protein of 686 amino acids. The transcript has 2 exons. The record is from RefSeq and is a predicted model, not a curated record. NCBI's taxonomy places the organism in Eukaryota, Viridiplantae, Streptophyta, Magnoliopsida, Caryophyllales, Amaranthaceae.